Molecule: messenger RNA, 1950 nt
Organism: Balaenoptera acutorostrata (minke whale)
Lineage: Eukaryota; Metazoa; Chordata; Mammalia; Artiodactyla; Balaenopteridae
Product: mitochondrial import inner membrane translocase subunit Tim8 A-like
Exons: 1
Coding region: 1-294 (97 amino acids)
Source: RefSeq, a predicted model, not a curated record
AUGGCGUCCUCCUCGUCUUCCUCCGCAGCGGGUUUGGGCUCGGUCGACCCGCAGCUGCAGCAUUUCAUCGAGGUAGAGACUCAGAAGCAGCGCUUCCAGCAGCUGGUGCACCAGAUGACGGAACUUUGUUGGGAAAAGUGCAUGGACAAGCCUGGGCCAAAGUUGGACAGUCGGGCUGAGGCCUGUUUUGUGAACUGCGUUGAUCGCUUCAUUGAUACAAGCCAAUUCAUCUUGAAUCGACUGGAACAGACCCAGAAAUCCAAGCCAGUCUUCUCAGAAAGCCUUUCUGACUGACCUGAGUAUUACCUCUCUGGAAAAGGAAGGUAGUUCAAGAAAUGAAGAGCAGUUGAUGGGAUGGUUGAAGAAAAGGCUGUGGGGGGAUCGGCUCCCACCUUUGUCACUCUUGGGACAUCCUGUCAUCUGAGAAUGAACAAAGACCAAUUUUUGUGUGUGGGGGUGGUUUGAGGGUCAAAUGUGUUUGGGGUUGUGUUUUUUAAUGCUAAUCUUGAGAAAACAAUUGACAGAUGAAUGGAAAACUCUACUAGGUGUAUGUUGCUGUAUGUGGGACGAUGCUUUCCUCAUAGUCCCAUUAACUGCUUCCUAUAAUUUUAAUAGUGGAACUGCUCUAUAAUUUGAUAUGUGGGACCACAUAGGUAAUAAUCUGUUAUUUGUGUGGCUUCCUUUCAGAUUUCUGGAGAGAUCGAUAUACAUCUUUGUGUCUCUCAGAAAGGGCAGCAGUGGGGGAAAGAGUAAUUUGGUACUUGACUGUAGGCCUCCUUAUCUAGUGUUUGAUUAUCAGUGCUGGAGAAAAAAUGUAUGGAGUAUUCAUACAGGACAUUUCACCUUUCUAGAUUAUCUCCCUCCCUUAUACUGUGAUUCACUUAAAUAUCUAUAUAUAAAGUACAGUCUUGAGCUACAGGUAGCCUGAGAGUCCAGAGGCCUUUAGUUAAAGGAAUCUAGCCAGCGAACAUAAUUCUCAUACUAAACUGCCACAAGGAAGAAGUUAACUUACCCUGUAUGUCAGGGUCCAAAAAAAUUUAAAGAUGUGCCUAAAUGAAAAAAUAAGUUAUAAAGAUUUAGGCCAGUCAAAAACUAACAGCAGUUUCAGGUAGAGGUGCAUGCCUAAUGUAAACCAGCAUAGUUUCCAUUUACUGCGUUCUUUUCAUCACUGAAAUAAAAACUUCUACAAGAUUCAAAAAAAAAAUUCACCGAUUAAAGUAAGUGUACAAUUCACUAGUUCUUAGUAUUUUCACAACCAAUAUUGCUAUCUAAUUCCAGAACAUUUUUGUCACGCCCCCACGAAGAAAUCUUGUAUAUGUUAGCUGUUACUCCCUAUUUUCCCCUCCCCAACAUCCCCUGGCAUCCGCUUAUCUACUUUCUGUCUAUAUGGAUUUGCUCAUCCUGGACAUUUCAUAUACAUGGAAUUAUACAAUAUAUGACCUGUUGCUAUUGGCUUGAAAUAUUUCUCCCUUUAAUAGUCUCAGUUUUUCGGACUUCCCUGGUGGUACAGUGGUUAAGAAUCUGCCUGCCAAUGCAGGGGACACGGGCUCGAGCCCUGCUCUGGGAAGAUCCCACAUGCCGCGGAGCAACUAAGGCCGUGCGCCAAAACUACUGAGCCUGCGCUCUAGAGCCCAAGAGCCACAACUACUGAAGCCCAUGCACUUAGAGCCCGUGCUCCUCAACAAGAGAAGCCACCGCAACGAGAAGCCCGCGCACCACAACAAAGAGUAGCCCCUGCUCGCCACAGCUAGAGAAAACCCGCGCACGGCAACGAAGACCCAACACAGCCAAAAAUAAAAAUACAAAUAAAUAAAUAAAUAAAUAAAUUUAUUUAUUUCAAAAAAUAGUGUCAGGUUUUUUUCAUUUUAAUUCUGUUAGUUUUUCUUUAUGUAUUUGGGACUUGCUUAUACGGCAUUUGUCUUUUAAGUCAUAUAGGAGAAAAACUGAAUU